CCGUUGCUAGGGAGGCCCGCGGCCCGGAAGGGGAAGGCCGCACGUUCCGGGUGAGGGACGCGGCGCCGGGCCGGAGAGGAGCGGAGCGGAGGAGAAGAGCCCCAGACUGUUGCUGCUCUCUAAGUCCUUGUGUUGGCUGCUACUUGUGUGAGGCCACAUCAGUUCUUGUCCUGGCUCUGGAGGUGCCAGUGCAAAGACUCAGUAAGUGAAGAUGAGUUCAGCAGGGAGGAAACGAGGAAAGCCCAACAAAGGAGGAGGAAGAAGAGGGAGAGGAGGCAGCAGUAGAGGAGGAGGCAGCAGUGGCCAUUCAAACAAGUCUCAAGCUGGUGGAAGUAGGAAAUGUUCAACCAGAAUCUGGGAUGAUGGAGAUGAUUUUUGUCUCUUCGAGGAACCAAGAUCAAGAUCAAAUGCCCCUGCCAGGAGAGGAGGGCAAAUGAAACAGAGACCUGAAGCAAGAAUGCCCCUUCAAACUCUACACAUGACAUCAGAGAAUCAGAGAAGAGUGAAAGAACUUCUUCAAGAGCUUCAAGGGCAGGAGCUGGCUCCUGAGUCAGAAGUAGCUGGUUCUGGUGAAUCUGAUGAUGAACCUGAUUACCUUGAUGAUGAGCAGUGCUGGUCAGGAGAUCAGGAAGUUUCUGACAUUGCACCAAGGUCAUCUGCUGAGCCAGCUGAGCACAGAGUUGUGGAGAGUGAAGUGUCUUCGUUUGCCGUGCGCAAACUCUCCAGGUAUGGUUUUGACAGCGAGCGUUGUAGGACGAUACUGGGAUCCUGCAAUGGGAAUAUUGGGGCAUCACUGGAGUAUUUGCUGUUGCAGUGCUUUACUGAAAGAUAUGGAGAGAAGAUGCAGGUUUCUGCAACAGCUGCUGAGGCCAGUCAAGAAGAAUGUCUAGAACAGAGACAAGAAGAGGCUUUUGUCCUCCGGUCAAUCUAUGGAGAAAAAUUUGUGGAAAGAAUUCAAAACCGUGUUUGGACUUUUAGUUUGGAAUUGGAUUACCUAGCAAACAGGCUCAGCAAAGCUAAAGCACAGGGUGGCUGUGCCAGGGACACAGCAAAGCAGGCUUCAAAGGAAAUCUGCAAAUUUUAUCUCCAAGGAGGAUGCAGGUUCGGUUCAAAAUGCAGAUUUGGACACGAAUUCCCUCCAAACCACCCACUAAAACCAGACAGAAACUCUGUAGAUGAUGCUCACCUCAGGUCUAACAGCGAUGGUCCUGUGUAUGAACUUGAAGUAAGAUUUCCUGAAGAAAACAAGUAUCCACUUCAGGCACCUCUUGUGGCAUUUUAUUCCACCGACGAGAAUCUACCUCUGGCUUGCCGUUUGCACAUUGCUGAGUUCCUCUUUGAAAAGGCCUUGAUAGCUGCAGAGUCUAAUGAACCAGUGGUGCACACCUUAGUGACUUGCUUAGAAGAUGAAUCUGAGAUAAGUGAGUUACUUAAAAAUACUCACCACAAGUAUAGUGUUCCUCCUGUGUCCCUGCUGGCAAUGCCUUUGGGAAAGCUACAGGCAGAGAGCACAUCUGGUGGAAAUCGAACGUCCAGAGGGGCACCAAAUCAGCCAGAGAGCACACCUGCUGCAAACCAAACUCCUGAAGCUUCAACAGCAUCAGAGCCUCAGGAGGAAGAGGAGGUAGCAGAAGAGGAGGAGGAAGAUGAGCCUCAACAAGUUGUUGUGGAGAAUGAGAGUUAUGUGAACCUCAAGAAAAAGCUUUCCAAAAAGUAUGAUGUGCAGGCAAAGUCUCUGUACCAUGAAAACGUUAAAAUCUGCACACAGUUUCGCCUGAAAAAGUCUUCUAGGCACUUCCAGUCCAUGCUGUAUGAAAGACAGAAGCUCCCUGCAUGGCAAGAGAGGGAAACUAUCCUUGAUUUGCUGAAGAGCCACCAAGUUCUUGUUGUGAGCGGCAUGACAGGAUGUGGGAAAACCACUCAGAUUCCUCAGUUUAUUUUGGAUGCUUCGUUGCAAGGAUCUCCAAGCAGAGUUGCAAACAUCAUCUGCACUCAGCCUCGCAGGAUCUCUGCCAUUUCUGUGGCUGAACGUGUGGCCAAAGAAAGAGCAGAAAGGAUUGGGCUCACUGUUGGUUAUCAGAUCCGCCUAGAGAGUGUAAAGUCCUCAGCUACCAGGCUGCUGUACUGCACUACUGGUGUGCUCUUGAGAAGGCUGGAAGGAGAUCUGACUCUGCAGGGCAUCACACAUGUUAUUGUUGAUGAAGUUCACGAAAGAACAGAAGAAAGUGACUUCUUGCUGCUGGUUUUGAAGGAUAUAAUGGUUCAGAGGCCAGACCUGCGCAUCAUACUGAUGAGUGCCACCUUGAAUGCAGAGCUCUUUUCUCAGUACUUUCACUCCUGUCCAGUUAUCAACAUACCAGGUCGAACAUUUCCCGUGGAUCAGUUUUUUCUGGAGGAUGUGAUUGCAAUGACAAGGUAUGUUUUGGAGGACAACAGUCCCUACAGGCGCAAGGCAAAGCAAGAAAACAAACAGAAUGGAAGACACAAAAGAACCGCAUUUGAAGAAGUAGAGGAAGACCUGAGACGUGCUGGCCUUCUGGAAAGCAGUGACACAGUUGUCAGAGAUUCAGACCCAGACCAAAAGUUAACUCUGAAGCAGCUCCUCACACGAUACAAAGGAGUUAACAAGACAGUGUUGAAAACAAUGGCUGCCAUGGACUUAGACAAAGUUAAUCUGGAAUUAAUUGAAGCCUUGCUGGAGUGGAUAGUUGCUGGCAGCCACUCCUACCCCCCAGGUGCUGUGUUGGUAUUUUUGCCUGGUCUAGCAGAAAUCAAGAUGCUUUAUGAGCAGCUCCAGACUAAUGCUCUUUUUAAUAACAGGCACAGCAAGAGGUGUGUUGUUUAUCCACUUCAUUCUUCACUGUCUAGUGAAGAGCAGCAGUACGUGUUCCUCAGGCCUCCCGCAGGAGUCAUCAAAAUCGUCAUCUCUACCAACAUUGCAGAAACAUCAGUCACCAUUGAUGACGUGGUCUAUGUGAUUGAUUCGGGGAAAAUGAAAGAGAAAAGGUACGACCCAAGCAAAGGAAUGGAAAGCCUGGAGGACACGUUUGUGUCCCAGGCCAACGCUCUGCAAAGGAAAGGGCGAGCGGGCCGGGUAGCCUCGGGCGUCUGCUUUCAUCUCUUCAGCAGCCAUCACUAUAACCAUCAGCUUAUAAAACAGCAGUUACCAGAAAUACAGAGGGUGCCCUUGGAGCAGCUUUGUCUGAGAAUUAAGAUUCUGGAGAUGUUUUCUGCACAAAGUCUUCACUCCGUCUUGUCACGACUAAUUGAGCCCCCCAGAACAGAGUCUUUGCAAGCAUCAAAGCUGCGACUGCGAGACUUAGGAGCCUUAACUCCAGACGAAAAGCUCACCCCUCUGGGCUAUCACUUGGCUUCUCUGCCUGUUGAUGUCAGGAUUGGCAAGCUAAUGCUGUUUGGCACCAUCUUCCGCUGCCUGGAUCCUGCACUGACUAUAGCAGCCAGCCUGGCCUUUAAGUCCCCUUUUGUGUCACCGUGGGAUAAAAGGGAAGAGGCAAACAAAAAGAAGUUGGAGUUUGCAGUGGGAAACAGUGACUACUUGGCUCUUCUCCAGGCCUAUAAGGGCUGGCGUUUAAGUAUCAAAGAGGGUGCUCAGGCGAGCUACACCUACUGCAGGGAGAACUUUCUGUCGGGAAGAGUUCUGCAGGAAAUCGCCAGCCUGAAGCGCCAGUUCACAGAGCUGCUCUCUGACAUUGGGUUUGUGAAGGAGGGAUUGAGAGCCAGGGACAUGGAGAAGUGGGCCCAAGGAGGUGAUGGCGUGCUGGAUGCCACAGGAGAAGAGGCUAAUUCCAACGCAGACAACAUCAAGCUGAUCUCAGCAAUGCUGUGUGCUGCACUGUACCCCAACGUUGUGCAGGUGAAAAAGCCAGAGGGCAAGUACCAGAAGACCAGUACAGGAGCAGUCAAGAUGCAGCCAAAAGCAGAAGAGCUGAAGUUUGUUACCAAAAACGAUGGUUACGUUCACAUUCACCCUUCAUCUGUGAAUUACCAGACCAGGCACUUCGAGAGCCCGUACCUGGUGUAUCACGAGAAGAUCAAGACGAGCCGCGUGUUCAUCCGCGACUGCAGCAUGGUGUCGGUGUACCCGCUGGUGCUGCUGGGCGGCGGCCAGGUCCACACGCAGCUGCAGAACGGCAACUUCCUCAUCUCCCUGGACGACGGCUGGAUCCGGUUUGUGGCCGCCUCCCACCAGGUGGCCGAGCUGGUGAAGGAGCUGCGCUGUGAACUGGACCAGCUGCUGCAGGAUAAAAUCAAGAACCCCAGCAUGGAUCUGUGCAUGUGCCCCCGCGGGUCCCGCAUCAUCGCCAUGAUCGUGAAGCUGGUGACCACACAGUGACGUGGGCACAGCUUCCUCUAAGGACUCACUGCCUGCUGCUGCCUGAGCACACAACAGCCCACGUGACAGCGGCGUCUCGAUGUAUUUGUUGUAUGAAAACAUGGUGCCGGUCACUGGAACAUCAAGUUGGCAGCCGUACUAGUGCCAGGGUUGGGGGUUGAUGUUUUGUUUUUCCCUGUGUUUGCUUGUUGGCAGCUUACAGCACCCUCGGGCAAAAGGGGAAACCAGCCACGCUCCCAGGAGGAACAGACACCUCCAAGUAAGAAAGUAGUAGUUUUCCAUUAGGCUGUACACUGGCAAUAGCAUCUUCUGGUCACAAACAUACCCACUGCCUUGCUGCUGCUGGUAAUAGUCAUGGCUGGAGGCAGCAUGUGGCAUCUUAAGCUGCUCCCAAAUUGCUUUGGACUUAUUUCUACCUUUUGGCCAAAACUUCAGUGAGGCAGGGCCAGGGGAGGGCUUUACUUAGGGUUUAUCCCAAAGCCCUUAAAAAGGUGAGUGCCUUUUGCUUCACAUCAGGGCGUUCUGAGAGGGACAGUCCUCCCAUGAGGAGACCAACCUGAAUCAGAGUAACGUGUUGGAUCAGCACAGGCUGCUCUGGUUACAGUGUAGAACUGAGGAGAAUGUGGCCAUUACCCCAAAAGCCAGAUGACAGGCACUGCUGUUAAAAAUCAAUCCUUGGGUAGAUGGUACCACUCACUUGUAACCUCUGGUCACUGGGGUCGGCCACGUGCCACCCUGCACAGCCAGAAGAAAGUCCCACUCUCCUGCCCUGGGGUCUGGGCUGCUACAGCCGAGCGUAGAGAAAUGCCAGUCAUAAGGAACUAUUACCUCUUCCCUUCAAUGCUGCUUGAUGGCAAUGCUGAGCAUUGCUGGGGCUGGCUGAGCUGACUGAUGUACUAGCAACUGCACAUCAGAGCAAGUGCCUUCAGUGAAGUAACUUUGCUGUCAUUUAUAAGAGUAAAACCAGAGUAAACCCCAUCUGUAGCACCGGCCCUGCCAAGAACCAGCCUUGGGGCUGAAGCAGGGGAGCCACAGCCUUCAAAGCCUUGGGGGACUAGUUGCAUUUUUCAAACCACAGCAGUUUCCCAGCAACACCCCCAUGUAGGAAGAAGAAGACAGGAAGACCAAGGCAGCUGUGCAGGAGCAUGGUCAGGGCAGCUGGCGUGCAGAAGGGUAAACUGUUCCCAGAGCUUAAUGCUGCUCUCCAGUAUGCCCAGACUCCUCUGCCUGCACACCUGAGCACUUGGGUGUGAGGAGCUGCAGAGGCCCAGGAAUGCUGGGGCAGGAUGGAGAAGCACUGCAGAGGCUCAGGGCAGUAACUGGGUGUGAAGCAGGACUCCUGGGUACAGCAUUGCUGCAGGGAGGGCCUGGCAACCAAAUGUUGGCUGUGGAGUGAAAUAGGAAGUGAUUCCAUUUUUCACCUCAGCCUCCAUCUCCUCUUGAAUAAAAUGACUUCUCAACCCUCAGGGAGUGCUGUGUUUUGGAUGGAAACUAGUGCUCGAGGCAGCGUGGCCUUUCCCCCCAGCACAUGCUAAAUUCUACCUGAGCUAUCCCCAAGUGAAGGUGAAGGCAAGACCAGGCAGUGCUGGCAGAAGUGGUGAGCAGCAGGCCUUGGGAAACAGCCUGGUGGUGGCUGCAGAAUGGGCAAUACGAAGGGCACAAAGCACACAUAAACAGCUGCAGUCCAAAGCUGACAGUGGCUACUGAGCUGUGAGCACACCCCUCCCCUCUAUUACUGCAGGAGGGUUUCUAUGCACUCAUCCCUAUCCACUGCCAGAACAGCCUGGACCCCCAGGACUGCAGGUGUAUUGACCUGGCCAUGCACUGGGCACAGCCCUUUUGAUACUUGUUUCCUUCAGCAGCUGUGUUCAGCCCCACAAAACAGCUCCAUUUCUCCCCAAGAGCAAAGGCGCCACACACUGCACCAUGAAUGAGGUAAUGAGAGGCAGCAGGUCAGUCCAGCCCCCCAGCAAGAGCAGAGGCAGAGCAGGAACUGAGUUGCUGUGCUCCCCAGUAGCACAGGGCCAGCCCUCAGCACAGCUGCCUGGCAGAGGAUGAAACCCCCAUGAAAUACAGACACAAAGCACUAACAGAGCAGCAGCGCUACCUCUCGUGCCCAGGGGCCUCCCUGUGAGGGUCAAGACACCCUCACCUCCAGCAGCACCUUAGUUCCACGUGAGCUGCGUCCCUCCUACUACUGAUAACAGCUUGCCCCUCAUCACCUCCUUCCAGUCCUCUCCUCUGCUCCACGCACAUGAAUGCUCCCUCUUUCUUCUAAUACUCUAAGAAAAGCAACAGAGGGGAAGUUUCAGUCCACAGGUCUGUUGUGGAGGCAGUUUGGUUCAGCAGAACGGAUGGAGGGGGCAAAAAAAAAAGAGGAAAACAUCCUUGCAGCUCCUAAUGGACAAUGGCCACAACACACUAACUGCAGCAUCAUCAGCAAGGAAAGUCACUCCUACCAAGCACCACUGCACUGACAUGUACAAAUUCGAAGCCCCAAAUGAAUUAUUGUUCCUUGCUGGUUCAUGAGACACAGCCACAAGGCCAGAACAUACUAUGGCACAGACUUUUAGGUCAAAAACACCUGCCACUUCUAAUUUCCUUACUAGCUGGAUAAUCUCCAUUAUCAGCUGCAAAGACAACUCCAACUGGCAAAUACCCUGUACAAAUACCCUGUACAGCUAUCAUACUUCCAUUAAAUCCUUCAGUAACCUCUCUGUGGGGAGAUGGGGACCAUCUGUACACAGGCAGCUACAGUCCAGCUUCCCAAAACAAAUGCCCAGGCCAAGGGAGUCCCUUGAGAACAUGUUACUGCCAAAGAUGAUAUAACCAGAUACAUGAGGUCAGGUAGGUGUAACACAACCUCUUGAUUCCCCAAAUGUACUGCUCCUUAAACAUGACCUACAGCCUGUUUGUCACCCAUCAUCUGCAAGAAAAGCCUUAACUUCCUAAAAAAAAAGAAUAUCUAAAGCUAAUAUCCUCUGCACCACAACUGCCAAUUGAUCCUGAGCAUCACAAAGCAGUAGCAGUGCUCUGACAACCAGGACAUAAAACAAGGUUUCAAAAAGCACUUACCUCAGGAGUUUCCAUUCCAGAAGUAUUGCAGAUACCUUCAGGGGAGAAGUUCGCUGGUCCUUUCACCAACAGGACACAGAUCCAUUGUCACAUAGUCCUUGUUUUUUUCCACCUGUUAAUGCCCUUUGUAGACAUUUUUUUGUAAGUCAAAUCACCUCCAGCCAGGUUUCAGCAAAUAAAACCCACAUCAUCGCCAUAACGCUGGAGACCCAACAUAACUGGUGCCUCUUCCCUCUCCUGGGUGCUCUGCAAGUCCUGCCACGGGCCCACAAGUGCUUGUAACAGCCCAGCUCCUGCUUUUGAGCUGCCCCAGCACCAACAGAAAGAGCAGGGUGUUACCACAACAUGUUGCUUAGUUAGAAAUGCAGUUUAUUUCAACGCGCCAAUAAAAAAAAGCUCAACGUUUCCAGAUCACAGAACAUGAACACAACAAAGACUUUUGCUUUACUCUACCAGUAAGACUUGUAGAAGAUCCAGAGCCAAUGCCAAUUGUUAGUCAGUAGAAACAGCCUUCUAGGACUAAGCCCUUUACAUUUAUAAAGACACCACAAAAUCCCUUGUAACAAUGUAAACAAAAUAAAUUUUCUCCUUAAACUUUUUUUUAAUUUGAA
Molecule: messenger RNA, 8040 nt
Organism: Colius striatus (speckled mousebird)
Lineage: Eukaryota; Metazoa; Chordata; Aves; Coliiformes; Coliidae
Gene: DHX57
Product: DExH-box helicase 57
Exons: 25
Coding region: 212-4354 (1380 amino acids)
Cellular component (GO): intracellular anatomical structure
Molecular function (GO): protein binding; RNA binding; ATP binding
Source: RefSeq, a predicted model, not a curated record